AUGGAUCAAGAAGUGGAAAUUCUGGAUGUCUGGUACGAGGAGGACACCAAGUGUGAAAAGGUCAUCAACAGGCCCGACUAUGACAAAUGGGUGCCCAAGAUCGGCAGGAGGUUUGUGAAGCCCGAUGACAUAGCCUUCAUCGACAUCACAGAGUAUGCGCCACGGUCGCAGACAUCCGCUCCCUACCACAUGAAGAUCCAGUCCAUCCUGCCUCUCCUGGGAGACAGGGUGCACAUCGAGCGGGUGGUAGUCAUCAGCGAGGUGACCGCAAGCACAUGCCGGCACACCAUCACGGGUGACGUCAGCGUGCGCGUGCCAGGUGUCGGCCGCAUGGUGGAGCGUUAUGUCAUGGCCAACACCGUCGCUGCCAUGAACAUGCUUCACACCGUCGUGGACAGGUACCAGAAGGUGCAGGAGCAGUUGCCCAAGGAGGUAAUUCCUGCAGAGCUGCCUGGCGACCUCAACAUGCUCCUGCAGGGCCCCUAUGCAUCAGAUGAGGAGUCAGAAGCAUCUGCACAGACAGCGCUCAAUGCUGCUUCAAUUGAAGCAGUGGAUGAGGCUGAGGUGCUCAGUACAAAAAUUGACAAGCAUGCUGAGUCACCUGCGCCGGCUGGCAGUGUGCCAGAACAGGCGCCGCCCACCAGAACUCUGGACCGGCAGGGCACCAAGUACUUUGAUGCAGAUGAGGCACUUUGGAAUGCGGACAAGGAUGAGGAAGCCGAGGAGGAAGAUCUGGAUGUGAUGAUUGAGGUGCUCAUCGGGGACGAGGAGGGCGAGGAGGAGAUUGGAGAUGAUGAUGUUACCAAGGGGAACGAGAAGCUGCCAAGGAAGGCUAGCGAGCGCCACGUGCGCACCAAAAAGUUUUUCGCAGAGCUGCGCAGUUUGAAUCUCAGCAGCCGCCGCCGCCAAACGCACGCCGAGACUGCGGCUUUGCAUGACGGUGCACGGCAGGCUUCUGAGGAGGUGACACGCUGGAACCGUGACAAGGAGCGCUGGGACAAACUGUGGCGGGGGGCCAGGGUCCGCUCAGCCCCGAUCCCCAAAGCCCUCGCAUUAUUCGUCUACCCCCUGCGCCUCGACAAGGUGGGGAAGUGCCUGAAGGUGCACCCCGGGGAAGGAGCAGCAGAGGAAGAGGUGAGCGGAUCUUCUGAGGAGGAAGCUUACCCGGGCAAGCAGCGGCUGAGCAGCAGUGGCUCAAAGGAGUACCGCAGGAACUCGGGGAUCAGUGAGGGAGAGGCAGCAUUCAUGGACCAGCAGGGGCCUUCGCUGUCCAGGGAGGGUAGCAGGCUGAUGGCUCGGCUGCGCCUCAGGAGGGAGAUGAAGAGUCUGGGGAAAUAA
This is a messenger RNA of Coccomyxa subellipsoidea C-169, 1338 nucleotides long. RefSeq lists its product as hypothetical. The transcript has 10 exons. The record is from RefSeq and is a predicted model, not a curated record. Bases 1 to 1338 code for a protein of 445 amino acids. NCBI's taxonomy places the organism in Eukaryota, Viridiplantae, Chlorophyta, Trebouxiophyceae, Coccomyxaceae.